AUGCUGUCUGCGGGCACCCUGAUAUGGAUAUCUCUGCGUCCUCUAUUACGAUUGUUCCUCGUCGUUGCAUCGGGCUUCGCUUUGACUAAGGCCGACCUGUUUCCUCCCGUCGCUGCAAGAGGAGCAGGUCAAAUCAUGCUGAACAUCGCCCUUCCGUGCCUCAUGUUCUCACGCAUCGUGCCUGCAUUCACGUCGGACAACAUCUCCGCGCUUGGCCCGUUAGUUCUGGUUGCUUUCGUAUAUGAAGGCCUUGGAUUUAUCAUGGCGUGGGUGAUAAAGCAGUUCUUCUGGGUCCCCCAUCAGUUCCGGUACGGGAUCCUCGUUGCUGGGACAUUUGGGAAUGUCGGCGACAUCCCCACGUCCGUGAUUAUGAGCAUCACAGGUGUUGCUCCGUUCAAUGGUUCCGCAGACCAGACUUUGUCAGUUGCAUACAUCUCGGCAUUCAUACUUGUCUUCUUUGUCACAUUGUUUCCCGCUGGCGGAACACGUCUGAUCGCCAAAGACUUCGUGGGGCCAGACAUAGAACCGGAAGAAGUUCGUGAGAAGAUGAGAGAGAAGCGCCGAUGGAUGCUCACAAGUUGGAUCUCCUUGCUGCGCAAGAUAGCCUCGAUCUCCGGCUUUACACGCUCCUUGAGCGAAAAAUGUGAGGAUCUCGAAGACAUCGGUGACGAAAAGACGUUCAAGCCCGUCGACAGCUCAGUUUGCGGUGAAUUGCCCUCAGCUCGACAUCGAUCUCCAACAUCCACUCCCAAACACGUAUCUUUUUAUCAAGACGAUGGUGCCACCGUCGCACCGCUUCCAUCCGAGCCGAAUUUGGCUUCGCACGUCACCUCGCCUACUGCAACAAUCACACACAUAGAUGGUCCCAGCGCACCCGCGUCGCUGCCAAUCGAUGGCGAUGCUUCUCCCGUACCUGCUUCCGAAGGCGUCGUGUUGCGCGCCCCACAUCCGCACACAACCAGGCACAAACUCUUAGCAGAGUUGCGCAUCUUUGUGACCAGCCUAAUCACCCCAGCAUCGCUUUCUAUCAUCCUCGCAUUUCCCAUCGCGCUUGUGACGCCCCUCAAAGCGCUCUUCAUCGCUGUUCCCAACUCACCCAUUCCCAACGCUCCGGAUGGUCAACCUCCUCUCGCCUUCAUCAUGGAUACUGCAUCAUUUGCAGCUGGUGCAUCGGUUCCGCUUGGCCUUAUAUGCCUUGGAAGCGCGCUUGCGCGGCUCAAAGUUCCGUGUGGAAACUGGACGUCCAUUCCGAAAGGCGCCAUCGUGUCAUUGGCCGUUGGGAGAAUGAUUAUCAUGCCUGUGAUAGGCGUGCUCAUUGUCCAUGGCUUGGUGCAUGUGGACGUGAUUAGCAAGGAUGAUAAGGUGCUCCAGUUCGUGUGCAUCUUCCUUUCAUGUCUUCCAACGGCGACGACACAAGUAUUUUUGACUCAAAUCUUCUCAGGGACUGGCGCUGCAGAACACCUUGCUCCGUUCCUAAUCCCUCAAUACAUCAUCAUGUUCGUUUCAAUGACCGCCCUCACAGCAUAUACCCUGCAAACCUUAUUCUAG
Heterobasidion irregulare TC 32-1 is the source of this 1548-nucleotide messenger RNA. RefSeq lists its product as uncharacterized. Gene Ontology annotation, cellular component: membrane. The transcript has 8 exons. Bases 1 to 1548 code for a protein of 515 amino acids. The record is from RefSeq and is a predicted model, not a curated record. NCBI's taxonomy places the organism in Eukaryota, Fungi, Basidiomycota, Agaricomycetes, Russulales, Bondarzewiaceae. Gene Ontology annotation, biological process: transmembrane transport.